ACCUACUCUGUGUAAAAAAUCAAAAUGCUUGUCAAAAAUAUAAAUAACCAUUAUCCGCAUCAUAAUAUUUUCAUUGUUUUUCAGCUAUUUACGUAAAAAAUAUAAUCAAAUGUUGGCUCAGAAAAGCCUAAAUUGUACGUUUUAUUUUUACCAAAGUAAUACAUUUAUGGAAUUGAUUGGGGGUUAUAAAUUCAUAUGGAGAGGCGCAGACAUCACAGCCAGCCUCAUCACCAUCACAAAGGAACAUAUUCAAGAGAUCCUGACUCGAGAUCCAGCUUUUGGUCAGAAGUGAAGAGAUCAAACAGCGACCUGCGUCACGAUACAGGGUGCUCUCCCGAGUGUUGUCCUAUUCAAGAACGUUUAGAAGAUGGACGGAAACCGGACUGUCAGUGCAACAAUCAGCGAACACAAACUUCAGAAACAAGACGAGAGAGAAAGCAAAAGGAUAGAAAAUACGAAAAUAACAUGAGAUCGGACCGCCAUAAUCCUCCAUCACCCUGCGGAGUCACAGAUUGUCCUAAUGCUACCGAUUCGUAUGAUUCGAUUUGUUUAGGGCCAGUAGCGUCGUCAGAUCAUUUGGAAUCGAUCCAACACGUGGACCGCGCGGCGAACGAUUAUGUACAAACGGAGAUAGACGACGUCAACUACUACCCCCUCUCUCCCCUCCCGAACUGCAGAUGCUCUAGAAAUAGAAACCGCCCUCGGGCCCGCAGGGCCAUACCCCAUACUCAUACCAAUAAAGCUAGAAAUACACCGGAAAAUCACGAAGACGCAGAAACAGAAUACGAUGAUCGUAUCGCCCCAUCAAACAAAAGAAUUAGCUACGAUUCAUCUAAUUACGGAGAAAAUGAAUCUAGUAAGUCCAGAAGAUAUGAAACUCAUUCAAGGAACAGAAGUGAUAGUCGUCGAGAAGCCCCAACGUACAAGAGAGAAGGUUUCGAUUCCCCAGCUAAUAGAAGACACUACUCAAGAGAACAUAGAAGAGGUUACGAGACAUCCAGCCACAGACGACAAGAUAACGAAUCUCCCAACUAUGGAUAUGAAAGUGAGCGACCCCGACACAGAAGUGAUGGUUACGAAGAUGUUCCACGUAAAAGGCGGGAAGGAUACGAAACUGAGUCCGCUCGGUACAAAAAGAAUGACUAUGGCAUGCGAACGGAUGCUGAAGAAAAUAAACAAUACAGUCUUGAAUGUUAUUGUCAAAAAGGAAAAUAUAUGUGUUAUCCUUCACCUGGGUCAACCGUACCUUGCCAUUGUAAGAAAAGAAAUCAGAAAAAUAAAGGGAACCAGUGUUUGCGCCCUCCUUCAAAUUGUCCCUCAACAGCGAGUUUAAGAAGCAAUCGCGCUUGUCGCAACACGUCAUGUCAGACCCCUGCGCACAAAUCUCACCAAACAGCUAUUUCUCCUCGUCCAGCCGACCCAAUGGGAUCAACUUGCUCAGUAGUAUUAGAAAGUCCUCCGCCAAUAGAAUGCCCGCCCUCGAAGGUGUUUGUUCCCCAAACUAUCCUGGAAUGUCCGACGCCAGUAGUGGAGUGUCCACCUCAGAGAGUGAUCAUCCCACCACCGAUCGUGGAGUACACAGAACCCAUAAUGGAAUGUCCGCCGCCGCCGCAAGUCAUCCAAUGCCCACAGAAAGCAGGAGAAUGCCCGAGUCCGCUACAAGAAUGUCGCUCAACAGAAUUUUCUAUGCAAAGGGUUUUGUGCCCUCCGCCGACAGUAGUGGAAAUGCCUCCACAGAGAGUAGUAAUCCCAAUAGUGAAAUGUCCUAAGCCUGCACCGACGGUUUGCCGCCGCCCACCCGCUCCAUGUGUACAGGCUCCAUGUGUACAGGCUCCAUGUGUACAGGCUCCAUGUGUACAGGCUCCAUGUGUACAGGAUCCAUGUGUACAGAGCUCUAAUUGUUCCUGUGCUGGUAAAGAGCCGGGUUCCGACAGAUGCUGCAACUGUGGAUGUUGCCGAUCCUGAUUAAAUUUGAGAAAUAAUAAUCUUUAAAUAAUUUAACUUUGAUAAAAAAAAAAUUUUAGGAUUAUAAUAGUGGUUUUAGAGCUUUAGUUGUUUGAUUGAUAGUUCACUAUGAAUCCCUAUUAUAUAUCAAGCAAUUCUGUAGCAGUUCUUCCAUCAAAACGCGCAAUUUAUGUCCUGUUUAACCAGUCCUCAGUAAAACGGGGAUUGUACAAGCAAACAAUUUAACCUUCUCGCUAUUACCCGUCCUUAUUAACCACUCAAAGCACGUAGCGACCGAUAAUACCGUAACCUCAUUACACGA
Molecule: messenger RNA, 2266 nt
Organism: Plutella xylostella (diamondback moth)
Lineage: Eukaryota; Metazoa; Arthropoda; Insecta; Lepidoptera; Plutellidae
Source: RefSeq, a predicted model, not a curated record